Messenger RNA from Rhodofomes roseus, 1396 nucleotides. RefSeq lists its product as uncharacterized. The record is from RefSeq and is a predicted model, not a curated record. The transcript is spliced from 3 exons. The coding region runs from base 82 to 1143 and encodes 353 amino acids. Lineage: Eukaryota; Fungi; Basidiomycota; Agaricomycetes; Polyporales; Fomitopsidaceae.
GACGCGCCCGCGUCCUAUAUAGUUCUUUCUACUUCUCCCUCGACGAUAUCCCGUCCUCUCCGCUUCUUCUCCCCUGCAAACAUGCCGCGCGCCGGCCUGUUGAGGCGCAUCUCCCCCCUCCUCGUCACUGCUUACCUUUUAUUCCAUGGGUUGACCUGGAUGUGGGUGGGCAUGCAAUUUCUUUGUGGAUCUUCUUUGGUCUCGUCCUUCAUUCCAUUUUGCGGCGUCGUCAAGCCCAACCUGACCGUCUGGGCUGCUCUACCACUUCUGCUUGGGUCCCAGUCAAACGGCAUGGAGCAGGUGCUCAACCAAACCAACGCCCACUCCGACAUCGUCGUCGACCUUCUCGACGCGCGCGUAGCAUCCGUCGAUUUGUCCAUCCUCGUACACUCGAGCAGUCUGGAGUACCGCAUCGAAAUCUCCAGCCUCAUUGAGCAACUCGCGCACGAUGCUCUCGAUCUCAAUCGGGGCCUACAGCAUCUCUCGGCGAAGAUCGCAGCUGGUUUCGACAGAAUCACUUUGACAAACGAGCACCUAUAUCGUUUGCUACGCAGCUCUUCUGGCCACGACUCCAGUGUUCGUCCUUGCGACCCUCCUCCCCUCUCCGGCGGAACACAGGCCUGCCUCCUCCAACGCUCCUACCCUGACGUCACGCGUGCAUACGAACGGGCCCUACAGACCUACGAGUUCGUGCUGCGGGAGCUCAUGCAAACGAGCGCGGUCGCUUUGUCGAAAGCUGCCAUCUUUGACGCGGACCUCGUUGCAACCAUGAAUGUCAUAGCGCUGGAGAAGUUUAGCGUCGAGGGAGCACGCAAGGACCUGGGGCUAGGCUGGCUGUGGAGCCUCCUUGGCGGUAGUAGGCACGAAUUUGUGAAUUUGGCUCGGAACGAACACGUUCUGCAGCGCGUUGGAGACUACAGCGCCAGGUCUCUGCGUUACGUCAGGACGAUCCAAGAUAUCCUCGAGGGUAUGGAACGUCACCUAGAGGAACUACGCCUUGUCGCAGCCGGUGCUUUGGUCGCCGAGCCCGCUUCCCCGGAGGUCGUCCUGCAGAUGCUCGCCAGAGGCUUCGAGCGUUUGGGUAGUGCUCGCGCUGGCGUUACGGAGCGUCGUAUUCCAACGCCUAUGGUCGAAGGGUCCUGAAGUGGUAGUCAGCCUGAGAGUCGUUGAUUCAAACCCCACGAGUCGGGAACUCGAGCUCGUACCGCCUAUGCGCUGGCUCGCAUGAAUUGUUCCUUCUUUCCUGUUCUCUUGUCGCAUCCCCAAAGCUGCAUAAACGCGCCUCAGCCGUAGUCAGCGAUGUUUCAUGGACUUUUCACGAUAGGCUUGUUCUUACCUUGACCAAUGUCAGUUGUGACGUAUGAUGUUCAGGCUUUCGGGCGGAACGACCAGCACA